CGCUAGAACCAGGCGUUAAGCCCAAGCCCUGUCUACAUUUCUGUUGUGUUGUGAGGUGUGUAUUGAUUGAAGGUUGGGAGGCCGAAAAGGAAGACGGCGGGGGAGGAGGAGAAGUUUGUUACUCCACCAAAUGCAGAUGGUUCUUCAGUAUUUAACAGGUACAACCAGGUAACUGGUAAUGUUUUUCAGGCAAUGUCGUUUUGGUGGGGUGUGGGCGAUGCAUCUCCGUCAAUUUCUUUUCGUCCGGGUUCCAUGCUGUUGUUAGAAUAAAAGCAGAAACAAAUCUUUCCGCUGCUAUUGUUUGCUGGGAGAAAUUUCGCUAGGGGAACCUGGGUGGGUGUAGGAUAGGCGAUGACACAAGCCGAGAACAACAGUGAGACAGAUGGUACUAAGGAAACGGAAGCUUCUGCAGUAGCUUUCAACAGUCCAAAAGAGACUGUUAUGGAAGUGUCCGGUAAAGAAACAGAGACUCCUGUAGAAGCUUUCAGUAAACCAAUAGAUACUCCGAUUGAGACAUUGAGGAAGGCUCCUGCAGAAGCAUCAAAGGAGGCUCCUCCAGAAGCAUCCAAUAAACCACUAGAGACUCACUUUGAGACACCCGGUGAAACAGCACAGGUUCCUACAGAGACGUCAAAUAAAUCUUCAAAAAUGCCUGCAGAGACAUCCAGUAAACCAAAAGAGACUUCUGCAAAAGCAUUGUAUAAAUCAGAGUCAUCUGGAAAGAAGACCCUGAAACCUCUCAGGGCCAAAUCUAAAAUUGGGAAGAAAUCUCUGAUUGCAUAUAAUCUGAAAGUCAAGAAAAAUAAAGGUAGUCUGCAGGAUCGUGGGAAGAAAACAGAAGCUCCUGCAGAAGCAAUCAAUAAUCCAACAGAGACUCCUCUGGAGACAUCCAAUAAACCAAUAGAUGCUCCUCCAAAAGCACUCAGUAAAUCAGAGUCAUCUGGAAAGAAAACUGUGAAGGCCAAAUCUAAAGUAGGGGAAAAGUCUGUGGAUGUUAACAAUCGGAAAGCCAAAAAGAAUAGAGAGAGUCUGCAGGGUCAUGACAAGAAAACUUAUUCUCCUGCAGAAGCAAUCAAAAAUCCAAUAGAGACUUCUGUAGAAACGUCCAGUGAACCAACAGAGCUCAGUCCACAGGGUCAUGGGAAGAAAAGGAGGAGCAGAGUGCAAGGAUCAAAGAGCAAGAAGGAAAUAAACGACAAUGAAGACAGUGGUGUUGAGGUUCUGAGAUCAAGAAAAGAAAAUCAAUCAGGGAAUACAACAAAAAAAGAGCAUAGUAGAGAGAGCCAUAGGGUUCAAAAGUACCAAGAAAGCAUCAUUGAGUCAGAAAAAAGCCAACACAAACAGAAGACUAAAACCUCUGAUGGGUCAGAGAAGAAUUUAAACACUCAAAAAAACAAAGGAAAACAUGCAGAUAUAGAAAAGAGCCAAAGGAGUGGGAAGAAAGAAAAACUUGGUGGUCUUAUCUUCAUGUGCAGUGGAAAGACUAAGCCAGAUUGUUUCCAUUAUCGUAUUAUGGGUAUUUCAAUUGGUAAAAAAGAUCUUGUGUUGGGCAUCAAACCUGGGAUGAAGCUUUUUCUGUAUGAUUUUGAUCUUAAGCUUUUAUAUGGGGUUUACAGGGCAUCCUCUUCAGGUGGCGUAAAACUUGAGCCAAAAGCUUUUGGUGGGGCCUUCCCUGCACAGGUGAGGUUCAAUGUGGAGAAAGAUUGCCUUCCACUACCUGAGAGUGUCUUCAAGAAGGCAAUAAAGGAAAAUUACAAUGAGAAAAAUAAGUUCAAGACAGAACUUACAAUUCGACAAGUUAGGAAGCUUAUGGCACUUUUUCGACCAGCUGAAGUACAUUCUAGUGCUUUGUCCAUCUGCUCAGUGCAGGGUUCAAGAACACAUGAUGAAAGGAUUCGCAAAGAAGUAAGAGAAUCAUUGACACAUUCACACAGGGAUAAACAUGGCAGAGAUCCUCAUGCGAAUGAUGAUGCUAGGACUUAUCCAGUGCAUGUGGCAACUACACGAAGAAAAGAAUCUUCAAGAAAUUUAUUCAUGACUGAAAAGGAAUACCGAGCUUAUGGUCUUUCAGGAGAGAGAAGCCUGACCCACCCUUCUCAUAUCACUACUCCUCCUCUGGAUCCUUACCAGAGAGAUUAUGAAAGAAAGCACCUUAGAAGACACCAGAACCUGAUUUAUAGGGAGGCUGUCCCUGCACAAAGGGAAACCCUUCAUGCUGAUCCUUUCUACAUGGAUGACAAAGAAUAUCAGGUUUAUAGUCUUGGUGCCAGACAUGAGUUGCCAUCUGCAGCUCCUAUAACUGCAACGUCUACAACAAAUAUGGACUCCUUUGCAAAGGAUCCAUAUUACAGUUAUUACCACAGUGGUUCAUCUGUGGCACCUCUGAGGCGAGAGGGAGCCCCUUCAAGUUACUAUACUAUUAAUGGAAGUGGAGAUACUUAUUUAAUUGAAUCUGCUGAUCCCUUUCGAAGGAGAGAGACCGAUCCAGUUGAUAGGCUGUACUUAAAAUAUGAUGUUGAUCCUCUACUUGGUGACAGACAGAUAUAUCAGGCAGCUAAGCCUGAGCCUGUACCUAUGCCAGUUUCAUCUCGCUACUCUUUUCCAGGUCCAUUAUUCUCCCAUCGAUAGUUGAUCUUGUACUUAGAUGAAAGUCCCCUUUCUUUUUUCCUUUUUCUUAUCUUUUUGUGCUAAAAUUGAUAGUUGCCCUUUUUGUGGGCUUCGUCUGUUUUUAAAUUAUUUUUCCCUUCUAAAGAAUGUGUUUUUAUCUCUGA
Messenger RNA from Ziziphus jujuba (common jujube), 2771 nucleotides. RefSeq lists its product as uncharacterized. The record is from RefSeq and is a predicted model, not a curated record. NCBI's taxonomy places the organism in Eukaryota, Viridiplantae, Streptophyta, Magnoliopsida, Rosales, Rhamnaceae. The transcript is spliced from 4 exons. Bases 352 to 2628 code for a protein of 758 amino acids.